AUGAUGGACGACCAAAAACGGGCCAAAUCUAUGAACUUUAUUAAGAUCGGCAGAAGCAAAUCUGACUCGAGUAAUAUCUCAGACAAUUCAUCAUCUUUAAAGCUGCAAUCACCACGAGGGAUCAACGAGUGCGGGAUGCAUAUGUCUGGAAGCACAGAAAAAUUUAAUUGUCAACAGAGAGAACCGCCAUCACAACCUUUGAGCUCAGAUGAAGUAAGAAUAAAGAUGAGCGUUGAAGACAUUGCUCAAACGAUCGCCAGUCGACUGGAUGGACAAAACGAGAACAACGCGACAUUCCUUUGUCUAGAGGGAAUAAUUACAGAUGGCGAAAGUGAUAGUUCAAGAUGCAGUAUAUUUAGUAAAAAGAAAUCGUACUGGAAAGCACGGAUCAGUAAGAUUGUUCAACAAGCACUGAAGAUGUGUGGCUUAGCUGCCGUGGCGUCUAUUGCAGUCCCAUUGAUUGCUGGUAAAAAAAUUUUUAGUCGUAAGUCUUAUUUUUGUAAUUCUACAUACAUUUGGUUAUUUCACUUAGUUUGAUUUUCUUAUCGAUAAACUACUUUUUCAAAGUUUGUCCUUUUCGCACAAGGGUAAAACGUGUUUGACAAGUUUUGCCUUCGAAAUGCGCAUCUAAAAAAUUUCGCCAAAUCUUUCGUUUCCUGUCUUCAAACCAAUUUAAUCUGAAAAGAUUUUUCAUAGUGACAUCCUGUAUAAAACCUGACAAAAGUUAGGGGCCGAGCAUAUGACUUUUGAGGGGGGUAUAGGUGAUUUUGUUUGGGUAAGAUUUUUUUUCCAAACCUAUGUUGAUAGAAUUUUUUUCCUGACAUACAACGGUGUUGGAUUCUUUCCAGCAUUAUACGCCGUGAAAGAUAUUUUUUUUAAGCGUAGCAAUUUUUUCCCCAGGAAUUCCCAUGCAAGGAUAUUUUCCCCUCGAAAUCAGUCGGCUGGAUAUAUAUAUAUUUUUCUGAAAUCACCCAUCCAUGCUCCCGCCCCUUAAAAGUCAAUUGGUUGGCCCCUUACCCGUUUUUUCAUGCGUCUACGUGACGAAAUGUUUGAACAUUUUAAGAUGGAAUCCAUCAGGAAAUUGAGUAAUUUUAAUUUUCUGCAGACAAAAACCUUGUACAAGAAUAAUUUAAAGCAUAUUGCAUUCUUUUUUACAUUUUCAAGGGUUAUAGAUGUAAUAAGUUACAUGUAUCUGUAAUAACACCAAAGAAAAUUUCUUACGGGAACCCGAGAAAACACUGAUGUCAAAUAUCACAAAAUGACAUCUUACACAUGAUUUUCAGAAUUUUACCUGUGUUUUCACAAUUCUUGUGAAAUUUGACAUUUAUUUUCUCGGGCUUCCAUGAAACAUUAUCUGUGAUGUUAUGACAGAUAACUAAUACCCAGUCCACACGUAUUCGGACAUUUUUUAAUCCGCAAAUUUUUCUUUGCUGAUUCAAAAAUUUCCGCUUCCACAAUUAUCCGCAUUCAAAUCAAAUUUGCCCGUCCACACGUAUCCGGAUUCACUCUAGUACCCAGUAUUCCUCUCGGAAUAUUGGCAACAGACGCAUGCGUCGUAAAGAGGGGUAAGAGAGAGAACCUAGGAACGAGGUUGCCAUCUUGAAUACAGUAUUCACGGUAAAGAUCUGGGCUCCAUCUUGUUACGUCACCGGAUAAAAAAUAUCCGGAUCUAGCGUCUGCACGAUUCCGGAUUCAUAGCGUAUUCAAAAAAUUCCACUCUGGGGAUGUAAUUCGAAAAGUUGCGGAUUCGUAUGGCCGAUUCACUGGAUACCUGUGGAAGGAAGCCGUAUCCGGAAAGAAAAAGUUGCGGAUUCAAAAAUAUCGGGUUACGUGUGAACGGGGCUUAAUUAUAUUUACAGCCCUUGAAAAGUGUAACAAAAACAAAAAAAAAGACUGCGAUAUAGUUUAAAUUAUUCAGGUAAAGGGUUUUUGACCACUGAAAAAUGAAUUGAAACUGCUCAAUUUGCGGGUGGAUUCCGUCUUAAGGUUUUUUAACGAGUCGAAGUUGAGGUUGAGGUCUCUUUGAGGUUUCCAAGAAAACCGGGUAGACUAGAAAUCCCGCGCCUUCCUCAAAAAAAAUAUUUAAUGGUCUUGUUUUUAAAAAGUCAACCAAAAGAAUUACUAAACUAAUUUUUUCUGCUUAGGUCUUGGCACGGAUUGCACAGUCCGCCCAGUCUCAGUUUUAUCAGGACUGAUAAGACGGGGGAUUAAAAAUUUAAAAAAAAGUGUUCAUGAAAUAUUGUUUCUUUUAGGUGGUGGUGUGCUGACCAUCGUUGUUGCUGGUGUAGCUGGUAUUGUUAGUGUCCCUGUACUUUACGGUCUAAACAAGUAUCGACGAGACGUACGCUUAGAUCGAGACCCAUAUCCUUAUUCUUUUGUCGUGGAAGAAAUUUUCAAACUGUGUCAAUCUCUCGCUACAAAACUUGCGGUUGCUAGAUUCCUGAGAAAAGACUGUGGCUUGGAAUGCGACAUUGGUCGUAAGGUCCCUGAUGAAGAGGAAGCUAGGGAUUUGGACGCGGAUGGAAGCAGUUCAAACGAUACUUAUACUCAGUCCUUUUCCGAGUGCGAAAAUGGCAGCAGAGAUGACCUCUCCGGUCACUUUUCUUCGGAGAAUGUCAGUGAGACAGAUAAUUAUGUUCAGACAGUUGUUUUGAAGGACGAAAUUAAUACAACAAUAGCCAAAGACAUCGGCAAUCAGAGAAAGUUAGACGUCUUCAUAAGCAAUGCCAACGAGACUCCGCCUUACUCAUGUUCUGAAAGAAAAGAACUGGACUCUCCAACCAGUAAUGUCGUCAAGGUAACAAUAAAUUCUUUAACCUUUGAUGAGACAAGUGUUAAACACAACACUCCUGUGGAGCUUUCUUCUGAGAAGGAACCUCAUGAAGAAAGACAAGCAGAUAACGUGAGAGAAUGUGAAGACCAGGGUGAUUCAGGAACAGAACAGCAAACAAGAGAUCAUGCUGACGAGCCAAAUUUCAGUCUGCCGUUAUCUAACCAGGUAGCUGGUCACUUUGAGGUCUCACAAGAUAAGAGUUGUAACAAUGAAAUGCCAGCUUUAUCAGAAAUGGAACUGCUGAUUGAGGACUCAAGUAUGGAAGAUGAAGAUUGUAGUGAAGUUGAUGAGAAGGAAUCUGGCAGUGAGACAUCGUCAAAGGUGGCAGACAGAAGGCAAGCUCUUUCUGAUGAAGAAGACUUGUAUGGUCGCCGAGAUGUGCAGUCUAUUGUACCGAGAAAAUCAACCUCCGAUACUUUUUGCUGUGUUAGAGAACCUAACGUUGCAAAUGAUAAAUUUGUUAGAUUUAGUCGUCAUAAUCAUUACGAGGUAGACACAAACCAAAACUGGGGUUUAUUGGAGCCAGGGGGGAACAAUGAAGUUAAAACAAAUAUUCGGAUUCAGAUUCAGAGAGAUGAGAAAGGCGAAACCGAUGAUCAUUUUCAUGAUGGAGAGGAAAUGCCUUCUGAUAAAGAAACAAAAAGGGGAAGACGUCGCCGCAAACGAAGAAACAAUAAGCGAGUCACAACUGCCAAUCGUCAAGAUUUAACGACAGGUGAAGUAAGUGACGAACUGGGUAAGAAUAAACAAGAGCAAUUAAAUUCCAAUGUCAGCAAGAAAACUACAAUUGUGCAAAAUACCUCUCAAAAUGCAGGAGAACUACAAGGCAAAACAACAAUGCCCAAAAAAGGUAAACAAGCCGCAAAGACAGUAGCUACCCCCAAUGAAAACGAAACUAAGAUCGCAGAGGGAUUAGCAGAGAAAAGGUCAAGAAAAAAGAAAGACAAAACUAAAAAGGACCCGACCGUGAAACAUGAACUUCAGCCUAACACAACAAAGUUAAAUAUUUUUGGUUUAUCGACUACGAAAAAUGCUGACGUUUCCAAUAGCCUCCACCAGGAAGAGAAACUACAGGCCGGUGACAACAACAGUGGUGGUGGAUCCCUGUGA
Porites evermanni is the source of this 3943-nucleotide messenger RNA. NCBI's taxonomy places the organism in Eukaryota, Metazoa, Cnidaria, Anthozoa, Scleractinia, Poritidae. The record is from the annotation of a GenBank genome assembly.